This is a messenger RNA of Exophiala bonariae, 2454 nucleotides long. RefSeq lists its product as uncharacterized. Lineage: Eukaryota; Fungi; Ascomycota; Eurotiomycetes; Chaetothyriales; Herpotrichiellaceae. Gene Ontology annotation, biological process: proteasome-mediated ubiquitin-dependent protein catabolic process; ubiquitin recycling. The record is from RefSeq and is a predicted model, not a curated record. Gene Ontology annotation, cellular component: cytoplasm; nucleus. The transcript is spliced from 2 exons. Bases 1 to 2454 code for a protein of 817 amino acids. Gene Ontology annotation, molecular function: ubiquitin binding.
AUGAGCACCGAGACUGGCCCCGGGCCAACAUUCAAACUCAGCGCGGUACUUGCUGGACACAAUGGAGAUGUUCGAGCUGUCCUUCUCCCUGACCCUUCUUUUGCCAUAACUGCCUCGCGCGAUGGCUCCACUCGCGUCUGGAAGGCCACAUCCACCUCACCACCCAUUUACGAUGCCACAGAAUCAUCUCACGGCGCACAGUACAAGACCUGCCUCGCAUAUGUUCCUCCAUCCAAAGAAUUUGCAGAUGGUCUCAUCCUCUCAUCUGGCCAAGAUGCACUCAUCGAAGCACGGCAACCUUCACUGACUUCAAACGUCAAUGCCGACGCCAUCAUGGUUGGACAUACCAAUCAGGUCUGUUCCUUGGAUGUUUGUCCCGCGGCAAACUACUUUGUGAGCGGGAGCUGGGACAACACAGCCAAGAUUUGGGAAGUUGGUCGAUGGGAAGCUGCAGUUGAACUCCAAGGACAUACAGCCGCUGUCUGGGCAGUUCUAGCAUACAGCCGAGACACAGUCGUCACAGGAUGUGCAGAUCGGGCAAUCCGAGUGUUUGAUUAUCGUGGGAAAAUGCUACGGUCUUGGGAUGGACAGAACGUCGUACGAGCACUCGUCAAGCUUGCAGACAAUCACUCCAGUGGAGCACAACUUGCAGCUGCAACAAAUGACGGUGUGAUUCGACUGUGGACUCUAGAGGGUGUGCUUGUCGGAGAAUUGGUUGGCCACGAGUCUUUCAUCUAUUCACUGGCUGUCUUACCCUCCGGUGAGAUCAUAAGUUCUGGAGAGGAUAGGUCCGUUCGAGUUUGGCAGGAUGGCAAAUGUGCACAAGUCAUUACGAUACCUGCAAUAUCCGCUUGGUCUGUUUCAGUGGGUCAGAAUGGCGACAUAAUUGUUGGAUCGAGUGACAAAUUGGCCAGAAUAUUCUCCCGGAUACCUGAGAGACAGGCAGAUGCAGAAGCCCUCGCUUCGUUUGAUGAAGCUGUCGCGGCAUCCAGCAUCCCUCAGCAACAAAUGGGCGACAUCAACAUGACAGACCUUCCGAGUCCCGACUUCCUGCAACAAAAAUCUGGCACGAAAGAAGGACAAAGUCAGAUCAUCAAAGAGACCGAUGGCAGUGCAAUGCUGUAUCAGUGGUCCAUGUCACAACAACAAUGGAUCAAGAUCGGCCAAGUUGUUGACUCGGCAGGAUCGAGCGGCAACAAAGCCAGUCACAACGGAAAGGAGUACGACUACGUAUUCGAUGUCGACAUCGAAGAAGGGAAACCUCCUCUCAAGCUACCUUACAAUGUUACCCAGAACCCAUAUGAUGCCGCCACGAAGUUCCUCCAAGACAAUGAGCUCCCAACUUCGUAUCUGGAAGAAGUUGCCAAUUUCAUCAUCAAAAACUCGCAGGGAGCCACCCUUGGUCCUUCACAACAGCAGCCACAACCCGUCGGUGCUGAUCCAUGGGGCACAGAACAACGAUACAGACCUGGCGAGCCUCCAAUAUCUUCCUACCAACCCCCUUCCCGGGCUCCCCAGGCUCCAGUGAGGAAAGCAUUACCACAGACGGAAUAUUUAUCCAUCAUUAUGGGUAAGCCAGCUGCUGCAUUUGGUCAAAUUGUCAAACGUCACAAUGAUUACCAAGACCUCGUAGGGAAACUCACAGAUGAUGAGUUCCAAAGUCUUUCCAAAGUCUCCCAACAACUGGAAAAGCACAACUUCCAAGCUAAGCCAUCCCUACCAGAUUCUAUUACUCUGAACACCGCUGUGAAGGCGCUUUUCAAGAUUGUCACGGAAUGGCAGCCGCCAUCCAACCGUCUGGCUGGGCUGGAUCUCUUACGGUUCAUUGCUGCUGCUGCUGCAGACUUUCCUUAUGUUGAGGUUGAAGACCAAGACAUUUUGUACAGCGUCCUGGAGAGUGGCAUUUUUGACCCUGGAUUUGUAACAUCGAACAACAAACCCGCCAUGGUGGCGGUUCGAUUCAUCUCCAACAUCCUAUACGGCUCCCCUGCUGGUCGAAAAUUGGUUAGAGACUAUUUCGAAAAGACCGUUGAACACAUCAGACUGUUGAAGUCGAUUGCUGCGUACGACCAACCAGUCGCUAUUGCAUUGUCAACCCUUUACAUGAAUCUCUCUGUUCUGAUCACGACAGAUAAGGCUAUCGGCGCCGAUGCCAAAGCUAGUUUUGGGUUGUCACUGGUGGAGGAGACAACCGAAUUUCUGAAAGGUUUCCCAGCGGUUGAUCACAGUGCCGGUGCCAAUCCGUCUGGACAGUCUACUGAGCCUGCCUACCGUACACUGAUGGCAUUGGGCAAUAUUAUUGUCAGUCUGGCAAACAGUGAGUUGACAAGUGCGGCGAAAGACAUCCUUGAUGUGCCCGGUGUACUGAACCAGCUUAAAGAGAAGAAAUAUCUGGAGGAGCCCAGAUUCAAUUCACUCACCAUGCAGCUGAUUGAAGCUCUACGCAGUGGUUGA